Messenger RNA from Purpureocillium lilacinum, 3960 nucleotides. RefSeq lists its product as uncharacterized. Gene Ontology annotation, biological process: transmembrane transport; intracellular calcium ion homeostasis. The record is from RefSeq and is a predicted model, not a curated record. Lineage: Eukaryota; Fungi; Ascomycota; Sordariomycetes; Hypocreales; Ophiocordycipitaceae. Gene Ontology annotation, molecular function: ATP binding; ATP hydrolysis activity; ATPase-coupled monoatomic cation transmembrane transporter activity. Gene Ontology annotation, cellular component: endoplasmic reticulum membrane.
AUGGCGCCGCCCCUCGUCGACAACCCGCAGAUCCGGCAGGCGGAGCUGCUGAAGCCGCUGCCCUUUCACUUCCACGCCUAUGUCUGGCCCUUUGUCGUCAUCUGGCCCGUCUUCCUGCGAUACUACUUGACUCCCGACCUCUACGAGAAGCACAUCGGCGCCCCGGAAUGGACUUUCGUCUGGUGCGGGACCAUCAUCACCAUCCAGUCGCUGGUUUGGUUGAGCACGCACUGGAGCGUCGCCCUCGAUGCGCGCUUCCGCGCCACCAAGGCCAAGGACGUGCAGGACGCGCAGCUGAUCAAGGUCCUCCCCAUCGCCAACGCCGGGUCUGGCGAGAUUUGCAAGAUUGUCCGUGACAAGGCUGGCGGCAAGACGAAUGUGUCGUUCCUCUUCCAGAAGCGCCGCUUCCUCUACAGCCCCGAGACCGGCUCCUUCAGCACCCUCCAGUACGACAUCGACGCCGAGCCGAAGCCCUCCAUCGGACACUUCCAGUCGUCGCGCGGCCUCGAGAAGCAGUCUGAGCUCUCGCGCCUCGAGCAGCACUAUGGCAGAAACACCUUCGACAUUCCCGUUCCGACGUUUACCGAGCUCUUCAAAGAGCACGCCGUCGCCCCCUUCUUCGUCUUCCAGAUCUUCUGUGUCGGCCUCUGGCUGCUCGACGACUACUGGUACUACUCGCUGUUCACUCUUUUCAUGCUCGUCGCUUUCGAGAGCACCGUCGUGUGGCAGCGCCAGCGCACCCUGAACGAGUUCCGCGGCAUGAGCAUCAAGCCGUACGAUAUCUGGGUCUUCCGUUUGGGCAAGUGGACUGAGGUCCAGACCGAUGCCCUCCUCCCCGGCGACCUCGUAUCCGUCGGGCGCACAAAGGAAGACAGCGGUGUUGCCUGCGACAUGCUUCUCGUCGAGGGCAGCGCCAUCGUCAACGAAGCCAUGCUGUCCGGAGAGAGCACCCCGCUGCUCAAGGACUCCGUCCAGCUUCGGCCUUCUGAUGUGCCCCUGGACUCCGAGGGCUUGGACAAGAACGCUUUCCUCUGGGGCGGCACCAAAGUUCUCCAGGUCACUCACGGCAACCCCGAACAAGAGAAGCCGGCCCUCGCGUCUGGCGUGCCGCCUCCUCCCGACAAGGGCGCCAUGGCCGUCGUCAUCAAGACUGGCUUUGAAACAUCGCAAGGCAGCCUGGUCCGCACCAUGAUCUACUCGACCGAGCGCGUCUCGGCCAACAACUUCGAAGCCCUUCUCUUCAUUCUGUUCCUGCUCAUCUUCGCCAUCGCCGCGUCGUGGUACGUCUGGGACGAGGGUGUUCGCAAGAACCGCAAGCGCUCGAAGCUGCUGCUGGACUGCGUCUUGAUCGUCACCAGCGUCGUGCCCCCGGAGCUGCCCAUGGAACUCAGUCUUGCCGUCAACACGAGUCUGGCCGCAUUGUCCAAGCUGGCCAUCUUCUGCACUGAGCCCUUCCGUAUUCCCUACGGUGGCCGCAUCGACGUCGCGUGCUUCGACAAGACGGGCACUCUCACCGGCGAGGACCUUGUCGUGGAGGGUAUCGCUGGUCUUGGACUCGCCAACACAGACAUCGACGACAAGAAGGAGGCUGACGGCGCCCACUCCAACAUGACCGCCGUUACCGACGCCAGCCUCGAGACUCAGCUCGUACUCGCUACUGCUCACGCUCUGGUCAAACUUGACGAAGGUGACAUUGUGGGCGACCCAAUGGAAAAGGCUACUCUCACCUCCCUUGGCUGGGCGCUCGGUCGCAACGAUGUACUCCAGAGCACUGCCAAGGCUGGUGGCACCCAAGGCACCGUUCAGAUCAAGCGCAGGUUCCAAUUCUCGUCCGCCCUUAAGCGCCAGAGCUCCGUCGCCAUGGUUCAUGGUAUCCACCCCCAGACUGGCAAGAGGAUCAGAGGCACCUUUGUUGGUGUCAAGGGCGCCCCCGAGACAAUCAUGAAGAUGCUUGUUGACGUGCCCGCUGAUUACGAGGAAACCUUCAAGUACUUUACCCGCAAGGGAUCCCGUGUCCUGGCACUGGCCUACAAGCAGCUCACUGUCGAUACUGAGCUUGGCUCCGGCAAGAUUAAUGACCUGAAGCGCGAGAAGGUCGAGUGCGACCUCACUUUCGCCGGUUUCCUGGUUCUACACUGCCCUCUCAAGGAGGAUGCCAAAGAGGCCGUCCAGAUGCUCAACGAGAGCAGCCACCGCGUCGUCAUGAUCACCGGAGACAACCCCUUGACGGCCGUACACGUCGCGCGUGAGGUGGAGAUUGUCGACCGCGAUGUUCUGAUUCUGGAUGCACCCGAGGACAAGACUGGUGGCCAUACGCUUAUCUGGAAGAGCGUCGAUGACAAAGUCACUAUCCCGGUCGAUCCGUCAAAGCCCAUCGAUGCCGAAAUUCUCAAGACCAAGGACCUCUGCGUUACCGGAUACGCUCUUGCCCAAUUCAAGGACCAGGCCGGUUGGAACUCUCUGCUGCGCCACACCUGGGUGUAUGCUCGCGUCUCUCCCAAGCAAAAGGAGGACAUUCUCCUCGGUCUCAAGGAUAUGGGCUAUUACACUCUGAUGGCUGGUGAUGGCACCAACGACGUUGGCGCUCUCAAGCAAGCCCACAUUGGCAUUGCCCUUCUCAACGGCACCAAGGAAGACCUGACGCGCAUCGCCGAGCACACCCGCAACACCAAGAUGAAGGAGAUGUAUCAGAAGCAGUGCGAUCUGAUGAAGCGCUUCAACCAGCCCACCCCACCGGUUCCUGUCCUGAUUGCUCACCUCUAUCCUCCUGGCCCGACGAACCCCAACUACAUGAAGGCCAUCGAGCGCGAGGCCAAGGCAAAGAAGAUGACCCCCGAGGAAUACGCCGCCAAGCAAGGUCACCCGGCUGAGACCAUCGUGUCGCCUGGCGCCCAAAGCCUGACUAACAGCGAUCCCCGCAAUGCCCGUCAGGCCGAGGUCAACAAGAAGGCCGCCGGUCUUGCCGACAAGUUGGCUUCGGGCAUGCUCGAGGCUGAGCUGGGCGACGACGAGCCGCCGACCCUGAAGCUUGGUGAUGCCUCUGUUGCUGCUCCUUUCACGUCCAAGCUUCGCGACGUCAUGGCCAUUCCCAAUAUCAUCCGCCAGGGUCGUUGCACUCUGGUGGCGACGAUCCAGAUGUACAAGAUUCUUGCCCUCAACUGCCUCAUCAGCGCCUACUCGCUGUCUGUCCUGUACCUCGAGGGCAUCAAGUUUGGCGACACCCAGUACACUAUCAGCGGUAUGCUCAUGUCGGUCUGCUUCUUGAGUAUCUCGCGCGCUCGCGUGGUCGAAGGCUUGAGCAAGGAGCGCCCGCAGCCCAACAUCUUCAACGUGUACAUCAUCGGCUCCAUCUUGGGCCAGUUUGCUGUGCACAUUGUCACGCUCAUCUACAUCUCCCAGCUUUGCGACAAGCUUGAGCCUCGCUCCACUGAUGGUCUCGACCUUGAGGCUGAGUUCGAGCCGUCGCUGCUCAACUCGGCCGUCUACCUCCUCCAGCUGAUCCAGCAGGUGUCCACCUUUGCCAUCAACUACCAGGGCCGACCGUUCCGCGAGGCCCUCUCGGAGAACAAGGCCAUGUUCUACGGCAUCGUCGGCGUCUCCGGCCUCGCUUUCGUGUGCGCGCUCGAGCUCAUCCCCGAGAUCAACGAGGGCAUGAAGCUCGUUCCCUUCACCGAGGAGUUCAAGUUCAAGAUGGCGGCGUCCAUGAUCCUCGACUACGGGCUCUGCUACAUCAUCGAGAAGGGCCUCAAGUGGGGCUUCAGCGACUACCGCCCCCGCGACAUCGCCGACCGCCGGCCCGAGCAGCUCGAGCGCGAGGCGGCGCGCAAGGCCGUCAUUGCGCAGCAAAAGGCCGACGAGGAGGAGAGGCAGCGCCUCGAGAAGGUGGCCGAGUUUGAGCGCCAGGUCGAGGAGCGCAAGAGGAAACUGCGUGAGUGGCGUGAGGGACGGGCACGGGCCUAA